Messenger RNA from Drosophila willistoni, 1106 nucleotides. Its product is annotated as acyl-CoA Delta(11) desaturase. Bases 4 to 1077 code for a protein of 357 amino acids. NCBI's taxonomy places the organism in Eukaryota, Metazoa, Arthropoda, Insecta, Diptera, Drosophilidae. Gene Ontology annotation, cellular component: endoplasmic reticulum membrane. Gene Ontology annotation, biological process: unsaturated fatty acid biosynthetic process. The record is from RefSeq and is a predicted model, not a curated record. Gene Ontology annotation, molecular function: iron ion binding; stearoyl-CoA 9-desaturase activity. The transcript has a single exon.
AAAAUGCCACCAUAUAGUCAAACAAAAUCCAUUAAGAAAUGGGAAACCACUGGAGUGCUAUUUGAAAAGGAUGCCGAGACCAUUGAUGGAGGAUUAAACAAGGAUAUUACGAAGUUGAAGACAGCUGGCAAACGAAAAUACGAAUACAUAUGGCUAAAUAUAUUUCUAUUGAGCUAUAUUUAUGCCCUAUCGGGCUAUGGUUUGUGGCUAUUCUUCACUGCCGCCAAGUGGCAAACAAUGAUCUUUACCGUUCUUGGUGUGAUAGCUAACUAUGUGGCCUCAUUGGCGGGUCCACAUAGACUCUACUCGCAUCGCUCCUUCAAGGCAAAUAUGCCACUUCAGUUCAUUAUCCUACUGCUGCACUCAACGGCCUUUCAGGACUCCGCCUUCGAUUGGGCGCGUGAUCAUCGUGUGCAUCACAAGUAUACGGAAACGGAUGCUGAUCCAUAUAAUUCACAACGUGGUUGGUUUUUCUCUCAUGUCGGCUGGUUGUGCACCAAAAAGCAUCCCGAAGUUCUGGCCAAGGGUAAAGAGAUCGAUGUAUCUGAUUUAACAAGCAAUCCCUUGCUAAUGUUUCAAAAGAAACACAUUUCGAUUAUAAUGCCAACGUUUGCCUUUGUAUUGCCAACUCUCAUGCCGAUGUAUUUCUGGAAUGAAGGCCUUAACGUAUCGUUUCAUGUGGCCACCAUUCUGCGACUUUUCUUGGAACUGAACUUCACAUUUCUAAUCAAUAGCUCAGCUCAUAUAUAUGGCAAUCGUCCGUAUGAUAAGACUAUCAAUCCCACCAAUGAACCAAUACUAAUAUGGUUACAUUUGGGUGAGGGAUAUCAUAAUUACCAUCAUACAUUUCCCUGGGACUACAAGAAUGCCGAGCAAGGCAAAUACGCUUACGAUUUUACAACAUAUUUCAUCAAAUUCUUUUCGCACAUCGGCUGGGCCACCGAUCUGAAGACUGUGUCCAAGGAUAUGGUAAGGAAACGUGUAAAACGUACGGGUGAUGGCACUCAUCCAAUCUGGGGCUGGGGUGAUAAAGAUCAGACCAAUGAGGAUCGAAAAGAGGCAAUAAUUAUUAAUUAAAUAUAACAAAAAAUUAAUGUUAACUAAAC